Molecule: messenger RNA, 1041 nt
Organism: Haemorhous mexicanus (house finch)
Lineage: Eukaryota; Metazoa; Chordata; Aves; Passeriformes; Fringillidae
Gene: DBX1
Product: developing brain homeobox 1
Exons: 4
Coding region: 1-1041 (346 amino acids)
Biological process (GO): regulation of transcription by RNA polymerase II; cell differentiation in spinal cord
Molecular function (GO): DNA-binding transcription factor activity, RNA polymerase II-specific; DNA binding
Source: RefSeq, a predicted model, not a curated record
AUGAUGUUCCCCAGCCUCAUCGCCCCUCCAGCCGUCUACCCCAGCCUCCUCCGGCCGACCCCCACCCUCACCUUGCCUCAGUCGCUGCAGUCGGCUUUUUCCAGCCAUUCCAGCUUCCUGGUGGAAGAUUUGAUCCGGAUCAGCAGGCCCACCAGCUACCUGCCCAGGACUGCCCCCCCGCCCAGCAUGUCCCCCCCGACCUCGGCGGCCAGGACGGACUCGGGGACGCCGGAGCUCCCCAGCUCCACCACCGCCGGCUCCAGGAGGAUCUGUUCGCCACAGACUUCCAGCAGCGACUCCACUUUCCUGAAGUUUGGAGUCAACGCCAUCCUGUCCUCCACGCCCCGAGCCGAAACCUCCCCUGCGUUGCUUCAGAGCGUCCCGCCAAAGACUUUCUCCUUCCCGUACUUUGAAGGAUCCUUCCAGCCCUUUCUCAGAUCUUCCUAUUUCCCAGCUGCCUCCGCCGUGGUGCCCAUCCCUGGCACCUUCUCCUGGCCGCUGGCUGCCCGCGGCAAGCCCCGCCGGGGGAUGCUGCGCCGCGCCGUCUUCUCGGACGUGCAGCGCAAGGCGCUGGAGAAGAUGUUCCAGAAGCAGAAGUACAUCAGCAAACCCGACAGAAAGAAGCUGGCGGCCAAGCUGGGCCUCAAGGACUCACAGGUGAAGAUCUGGUUCCAGAACAGGAGGAUGAAGUGGAGGAACUCCAAGGAAAGAGAGCUCCUCUCCUCUGGUGGCUGCAGAGAACAGACCCUACCCACCAAGUUCAACCCUCACCCAGACCUCAGUGAUGUAGGCAAGAAAUGUUCAGGAGAGGAGGAGGAGGAGGAGGAGGAGGAAGUUCCCCCUGUGUGCCCGUCCAGCCCCCAGCAUCCCCUAACCUACCACCAGUCCCCAGAACAUCUACACCUGAGGGACAGACUGGACUCCCAGAUGUCUCCUUCUCCAUCCCAUUCUAGCAGCCCCAGCAAACCUUCAGACUUCUCAGACUCAGAGGAAGAGGAUGAUGAAGGGGAAGAAGAAGAGGAGGAGAUAACAGUAUCUUAG